GUGCAUGUUCAUUGAGAUGAAAGGUGCGCCACGUGCAUCUCGUUCAGUUUUUGGCGAUGGUGGUACAUACUGUAUGGGUUAGUUCUGCACAAAAUUUCGUCGGAAAAAUUAAGCGUUAUGCGUAACUACAAGCUUAUUUAGGAGAAUGCAAUACAUACAGUAUUUCCCCGAGCCUCAGCCGAAGUGAAAUUUCAUUUUGCGCAGAACUAACCCUAAUAAAUCGACUUGUUUGCGAACUACUUAUCAUCUAUUCGCUAUCCAUCCUGUUAUCUGUAUCUGUUAUUCAUUUAUCUGCUUGCAUUUUCACGCAAGAGUUUCAAGAUGCCUGGACCAGGAGGAAAAAAGAAUGGAGCAAAGAAGCAUCCGAAGACGAAUACUGCCAAUGAGUUGUCAGUAUCCAAAUCCUCAGGGGCGCGUAGCUUGGUGUCUGAGUCGUAUGUGGAGGAAAUUGGUAAUGCAGAAGGAUGGAAUCGCACUGUGGACAUCCUGUGCGACUACUUCAACAUUCCUGACCUGAAUAGUAGAAGCGGGCUUAGACGUGUACAUUCCAAUUUUGAUGCUAUAUGGCGACGUCUAGAUGGAGCAUACACGAAAUAUGAGAGGAAUGAGCGUAUUUUGAUUGGAAUAGUUGGAAUUUAUGCCAAGAUGUGUGCAGAUGCGAUUCUGAGAGACAAAUUAUUUCAACGAGGCUUCCUCUCGAAAAUAGUACGGCUUCUUGAUAGCAACUAUUGUCGACAUCUUGCUCUCCGUGCACUGUCUAGCGUGGCUCACUUUGGCUCUUCAGACCUCUUUAUAGAGAUAUCCAAACUUACCCCUGCGCUGGUAGGCUUACUCGAAGAACACUCUGACGACGAAAACAUCGCGGAGCUGAUCAUCACUAUUUUCUCUCAUUCUGUAGUACCUGUACUUGUCAAAUUGUCAGACACUCAACAAGAUAAUCAGUCCGAUGUUGCACUGCUGAAAACUCUUGAUAUGGCCCGGGUUAUCAAGGAGGUUACUCUACAGAUCAAAAAACCAUUCGCGUCGAAAUUUCUUAUCGAGCAUGGCGCUCGCAUGCUUUCUCUCUCUGCAGAAACCUGCUCUGAAGCCAUGUUCGCGAACCCUUCCUCUGUCCACUUUCUUGUGGCGGGUCUGCGGAGCACUGAAUGGGAAAAUCGGACCACCUGUCUCAACGGUGUGCUCCGCUUAUUUCGAAUGAAAGCUGAGACAGAUACUCGCAACCUUGACCUCAGGACCUUCUUCCAGCAUGCCCGACAGCGCCUUCCUGACCAUCUUAUGGACAUACUAGGCGACUACGGCCUUCUACGCUCAGAGACGAUAAUCAUGAAGACUACGGAAUCACAAUUCCAACGUGCAAUCAUGUCUGUUCUACAGGAUCGGGACCUGCAUAAGCUAGGGCUGAUCCUAGCAGAUCUUAUUGUCCAAACCGAGUUUUCAAUACCUGACGGUGCUUUCGAGGAAGAAGAUCCACGCACGGGAAAGCGGCAAAAGGCCACGUUCGACACUGGACUCCCUUUCAAAACAUUCCGGGAAGCCUUACCACAAUGCGCAAGAGUUUUUCGGCAAAGAGCCGCGCCUGGAGAGCUCGACAAGGCUGAUAUACUAGACAUCAAGUAUUUGAUCAUGCAAGCAAACAUCCGUGCUGCCGCUGAAGUUGGUUCGAAGGGUCUUUUGCGAAAUCCGAAUAUGGCUUACUUUCAGUAUGCUCAAAGUCUGCUCGCGGACCCUGCCGUGGUGUUGAGGUCGGCGAAAAAGGGGUUGAAGUGUAAGCAGACUUCGCCGUUCAUACGAUUCCAACUGCUGCAGAGGGCGGUGGAGAAUGCGGGCCAACUGGGGUUGCAAACACUUGAACAGGCUUCAUCCGCUGAGGAUCCAAAAUGGGAAGAAGGAGUGGCGUUCUUUAUGAGCGCUUGGACCGACUCCAACACUUUCCUUGCGGAGGCGCCUCCGGACAAUCGACAUAUGAGGAAUGUUCUAUAUUGGAACAUUCUACUUGCUAUUAUCAUUCGAGGGCCUGAACUCAAUCCUAAUCUGGAAGAAAUAAAGUCCUCCCUCAAAAAACUAUCAGAAUCUGACGACUUCACCCGCGCUUUCUCCCAGCCGAUACCUAAUACUCAGUUGCGUCUCGCCCAAGCCGCCAUCGUAGAGCAAUAUUCCGCAGCCGUCUCCGAAUGGGAGGAAGUCAUUUUACGAUUAAACAACUCGAGUGAAAAACAACCUGAAGUUUUGCCUGACUCGGAAAAGGUUCAGAAUGACCUGAACAAUUUCUUGAACGACCUACAGCUGGAUGACGAAUCCCCUGCAAAAAGGGUAGCUGCCCAUCCAAAGGUGAAUUUGAACAGUGUGCUGCUGUAUCAAUGCUCGUGGUGUAAGAAUCCUAGUGCUAUGUUGAAGAAAUGUUCAGGUUGUUCUCAAACGAGAUAUUGUGACGCGUCUUGCCAGAAGCUGCACUGGACGGAACAUAAGAAGAGGUGUAAUAAACAGAAAGAUUGAGCGUGGUACUGCAUGUGGUUGUGUCCUUCGUAUUUUAUCUUGCGCGCACAUCGUAUGCGUACUAUUCAAAAUACUGCACUUCUUCAAUGAAGUCAAACGUCGGAUGUUCAUUUAUUCGAAAUUGACAAGUCAUCUGGUUUUGUAAAUAUUCCCGUUCAUUUUCUCUGGACUCUACACGGAGCGGGAGAGCUGGCUGGCUGCAAACCUCAUAAGAUGAUAGUGGGGCAGUGCACGGCUUGACCAUGACCGGCGCAAAUACUGCAGACACCAAUGAUGUUCGCAUCUCCUAGGUCUCAAUUUUGAUACGACUGACCGUGACGACAACAAAGCGGAAAUGCAAAUGAUUAGGGCUGCUCAAUUCUUGCCUCACCUCACCGCCUCACCUCACGAGCUGUCACGGAAUUCCGCUUUUGGAUGUCUGAUUGAUCCG
Messenger RNA from Lentinula edodes (shiitake mushroom), 2923 nucleotides. RefSeq lists its product as uncharacterized. The coding region runs from base 322 to 2493 and encodes 723 amino acids. The transcript has 5 exons. Lineage: Eukaryota; Fungi; Basidiomycota; Agaricomycetes; Agaricales; Omphalotaceae. The record is from RefSeq and is a predicted model, not a curated record.